UCGCCCCCGGCCCGCGCCCCAGCCCCGGGGCCGGACGCCCCCCCAGGCCGCGCACACUCACCUAGGACCCGGCCGGGAUGCCGAGCUCUGUCGAAGAUGCACUGGACACCGGAACACGCCCAGCCCCUCAACCAGUGGCCAGAGCAGCACCUGGACGUCUCCUCCACCACCCCGUCGCCGGCCCACAAGUUGGAGCUGCCCCCCGGGGGUCGCCAGCGCUGCCACUAUGCUUGGGCACACGACGACAUCUCUGCCCUCACUGCCUCCAACCUCCUCAAGCGCUACGCCGAGAAGUACUCGGGGGUCCUGGACUCGCCUUACGAGCGCCCCACCCUGGGCGGCUACGGCGACGCCGCCUUCCUCAACGGCGCCAAGGGGGACCCCGAGCCCUGGCCGGGGCCGGAGACCCCCUACCCCUUGGCCUCGCUCCACGAGGGCCUCCCGGGAACCAAGUCGGGCACUGGGGGCGGCUCCGGGGGCCUCGGGGGUUCCCCGGUUUUAGCCGGUAACCUGCCUGAACCCCUCUACGCCGGCAACGCGUGCGGGGGCCCGUCGGCGGCGCCCGAGUACGCGGCGGGCUACGGCGGGGGAUACCUGGCGCCCGGUUACUGUACGCAGACCGGCGCCGCGCUGCCCCCGCCGCCCCCGGCCGCGCUCCUGCAGCCCCCGCCCCCGCCGGGCUACGGCCCCUCUGGGCCUCUGUACAACUACCCAGCGGGUGGCUACGCCGCGCAGCCGGGCUAUGGGACCCUCCCACCGCCGCCCGCCCCGCCCCCAGCCCCCUACCUAACCUCGGGCUUGGCGGCGCCCACGCCCCUGCCCACGCCCGCCCCGUCCCGGCCACCGCCCUCCUCCUACGGCUUCCAGGGGGCCUCGGAGGCCGGGGUGUCGCUGAAGCGCAAGGCGGCCGACGAAGGCGCCGAGGGCCGCUACCGCAAGUACGCCUUCGAGCCCACCAAGGCCCCGGCGGCCGACGGCGCCUCCUACCCCGCCGCGGACAACGGCGAGUGUCGGGGCAACGGGUUCCGGGCGAAGCCGCCGGGAGCGGCGGAGGAGGCAUCAGGCAAGUACAGUGGCGGCGUCCCCCUCAAGGUCCUGGGCUCCCCCGUCUACGGCCCGCAACUCGAGCCCUUUGAGAAGUUUCCGGAGCGAUCCCCGGCGCCGGCUCCCCGCGGGGGCUUCGCGGUGCCGUCGGGGGAGCCUCCCAAAGGUGUGGACCCGGGGGCCCUGGAGCUGGUGACCAGCAAAAUGGUGGACUGCGGGCCGCCGGUGCAGUGGGCGGACGUGGCGGGCCAGGGCGCGCUCAAGGCGGCGCUGGAGGAGGAGCUGGUGUGGCCCCUGCUGAGGCCGCCCGCCUACCCCGGCAGCCCGCGCCCGCCGCGGACCGUGCUGCUCUUUGGGCCGCGGGGCGCCGGCAAAGCGCUGCUGGGCCGCUGCCUCGCCACACAGCUGGGUGCCGCGCUGCUGCGCCUGCGCGGAGCCACGCUGGCUGCGCCGGGUUCUGCCGAGGGCACGCGCCUCCUCCAGGCCGCCUUCGCGGCUGCGCGCUGCCGCCCGCCCGCGGUGCUCCUUAUCAGCGAGCUGGACGCGCUGCUGUCGGCUCGGGAGGACAGCGCGACCGCCGCGGGCGCGCUGCAGGCGCCGCUCCUGGCCUGCCUGGACGGCGGCUGCGGCGCGGGAGCCGACGGCGUGCUGGUCGUGGGCACCACCUCGCGGCCCGCGGCCCUGGACGAGGCAACUCGCCGGCGCUUCGCUCUCCGCUUCUACGUGACGCUGCCCGACGGCCCGGCCCGCGGGCAGAUCCUGCAGCGGGCGCUGGCCCAGCAGGGCUGCGCGCUGAGCGAGCGGGAGCUGGCGGCCCUGGUGCAGGGCACCCAGGGCUUCUCCGGGGGCGAGUUGGGGCAGCUGUGCCAGCAGGCGGCGGCCGGGGCGGGCCUCCCGGGGCUGCAGCGCCCCCUCUCCUACAAGGACUUGGAGGCGGCGCUGGCCAAGGUGGGCCCUAGGGCCUCGCCCAAGGAGCUGGACUCGUUCGUGGAGUGGGACAAAAUGUACGGCUUCGGACACUGAAGGCGCUCCGUGAGGCCGCGGGAGCCGCCGCCCGCCUCCCCGCCCCUCUGUUUGGGAGGGACGUCUUUAACCCCACCGGGCUGGGGGAUGCGGAGUGAGGGAUAUGGGGUGGGGGAGAGAAGGGGGCUGCCGGUGGAUGUUUUUUUUUCGUGGGAAGGAAAAUGCUUCUGCUAGGCAGAUAGAUGCCGUAUGCGCUGUGUACUCAGGUUUUUCCUAUUUAUUGUGGACGGGAAGCUCGCCAUCUCGGCCCCGCGGACGGAAGGCCCGGGGCCGAAGGAACUCCUGCUCUCUCGCCACAAUCCUUUUGUCUCCUUGCUUUGUGAAUGGCUCCCUCCCCCUCCUCCACUCCCCCUCUCUCUGCGUUCGCGUAGUUUUCUUUCCCCGUCGCUUUGUCACUGACCAUACCUCGUACCACACCGCCCCACCCGCGCUGGCUCUGUUUCUCUUUUGCUCCUCCCUCCCCUGUCUCUCCAUCUAUCACCCUCUGUGCUUCUGUCUCCAUCCCUUGCUCUCCAGCCGCUCGUCUCUUGGUCCCUCUCCCUGCCUUCUGUCCCUCACAUUCAAAGACUGCGGUGUCCCUUUCAGGAGAUCUGGAGGUCUAGGGGCUGAAGAGGAGGGGUAGGGAGUCCCCUCCCACCCCGUAUCCGUCACCCAGCUGAAACCCUGGGUCUGUGGGAGUCAAGAAAAAAAAAAAAAAAAAAAAAGUAAAAAAAACACCCAAAGAAGGGUUUUUUGUUUGUUUGUUUUUGAGGGGGGAAAUCCCAGAAAUGUAGCUUGUUUAAUAUUUUAGGCCUCUUAUUUUUGUAAGAUGUGUAGAAUUUGCUGUUUUUCUUUUUCUUUUGACAACUCAGGAAGAAACUGACCUCAGAAAGAAUGUUAGAUUUUGGCUGCUCUCCUGUGUGUGUCCCCACCCACCCCUUCGCCCCCAGGGAAGCAGAUUCUCCCAGAAGACUCAGAAAGUGAGGCCUUUCUGAGUGGGGAAGGGGAGAGGAAGACCCAGAGGCCACACUUAAACCCCUGUGCUUCUUGGGACAGAAGCAGAAUGUAUUGCUAGGGCUUCCUGCUCAGGUCCAAGGUUGUAGGUGGGGGUGAGGGGGAUUGGGUUGUGGAAUUUGGGAGGAGGUAGGUCUUGUUCCCUUCCUGCUGGGCCCACCCCUCAGCUUAGUGGGGUGUUUUCUGUGGAGGGUUGGUUAUCCAGAGUUGGGAUGCCCUUGUCUACUGCCUGCCCCAGACCCAGAAAGGAGGCUGAGAGGGCCCAAGUGGGAAGAUGACCCAGGCAGAAAGUCCCCAGAGAGGUCAUCCCACCCGGCCCUUGUCUAGGCAGACGUCCCCUGUGGCUUACGCUAAGGAGAUUUCCUUGGGAGGGGAGAUAGUCUGGCCACAAGUGGUUGGGCACAAAACUGACUGCAGACUCCGCCUCCCGGGCCUGCUGGGAGGCCCUGAGGAGGGGUGAAUGAGCAUCCGUUACAGAAGGUUCUGUGGGGACUUGUACUUCUCCUAUUCUCAUAGAGUCCUAGGUCUAGAGCUCCACGGGCUAUGAGAGGGUGAAAGAGAUGGGCAGGCAGUGUUCCCCUGAAUAAACAUUGGGAGUUUAUUCUCAGUCCCACCCAAACUUUCCCCGGAAGCCCAGGCUUGGGCGCCCUCCCUCGUGAGAACCGUAUGCUUCUUGCCACCAACUCUCCUUUGAUGGGGCUUUGGCAGUUUGCCCCUCCCCCUCAGGGAGCCCAUUUCACAACUCUGACCUUUGGUCCAAAGGUGGGGGGGACAAGCUGUCACCCCAACUCUUCUUUCUCCCACCCCAGCCGCCUUUCCUGUUCCUUGCCACCCUUACAGCUCCUGCAGUCUCUGUACCACCUCCCACUACUAGCUGAAAGGAAGUCCGUGGGGGACAUUUCAGGUGCCAGGGUGCUGAGGGCCUGUGCUGGCUUAGGAGUGCUAACAGGAAAGCUGCUCUG
Messenger RNA from Physeter macrocephalus (sperm whale), 4022 nucleotides. RefSeq names its product fidgetin like 2 (gene FIGNL2). NCBI's taxonomy places the organism in Eukaryota, Metazoa, Chordata, Mammalia, Artiodactyla, Physeteridae. Bases 97 to 2067 code for a protein of 656 amino acids. The transcript is spliced from 2 exons. Gene Ontology annotation, molecular function: ATP hydrolysis activity; microtubule severing ATPase activity; ATP binding. The record is from RefSeq and is a predicted model, not a curated record.